Messenger RNA from Ahaetulla prasina, 9589 nucleotides. RefSeq names its product SLIT-ROBO Rho GTPase activating protein 1 (gene SRGAP1). The transcript is spliced from 23 exons. The record is from RefSeq and is a predicted model, not a curated record. Gene Ontology annotation, biological process: negative regulation of cell migration; signal transduction. Gene Ontology annotation, cellular component: cytoplasm. Gene Ontology annotation, molecular function: protein binding. Lineage: Eukaryota; Metazoa; Chordata; Lepidosauria; Squamata; Colubridae. The coding region runs from base 3497 to 6571 and encodes 1024 amino acids.
UUAGUAGUGUAGAGUUUUUAGAAAAGAAGCUGCGUAAAAUUAGGUUUACAACUCUUAGGGCUUUUUUCGCUAUGUAGUUGCAGUGGGCUUUGGCAUUAAGGUCAUUUGAUAUGAGAACUCCCAAGAUCUUUGACAGGGUGGGGGUCAUCAGUUAGGUAAUGUCCAUCAAGUUUGUACUUGAUGUUAGGGUUCUUUUUUCCAAUAUGUAAGACUAAGCAUUUGCUGGUUGAGAUUUGGAGUUGCCAAGUUUUAGAUCAAUCGGAAAUUAAGUCGAGGUCUUCUUGAAGGGUAGAAGUAUUAUUAGUGGUAUUAAAUAGUUUGAUAUCGUUAGCAAAGAGAACACAAUAACUUGAGAUGAGGUCGCAGAGAUCAUUUAUGUAUAGUAUGAAGAGUGUUGAUCCAAGAACACUACCUUGGGGAACGCCACUUUUGACAGGAACGGGAUUAGAUAUAGCGUUGCCAAUUUUGACCACUUGUUGUCUGUUUGACAGGAAGGCAUUUAUCCAAUUGUGAAGAGGUCCCAAAAUGCCGUAGGAUUUUAGCUUGAGGAGUAGUUUAUCAUGUACUACUGAAUCAAAAGCUUUGCAGAAGUCUAUGUAGAUUGCAUCUAUUGCUUUUCCUUGAUCAAGGUUGUUUGUGUGAUUGGACACACAAAUUCCCUGUGUGUCCAAUCACACUUGGCCAAUUCUAUUCUAUUCUAUUCUAUUCUAAUAAACUUUGUCUUAUCUGAAGAUAGCUUCAGUCCCAGAUAUGUUUCCCAUGAAUAUACUGCAACCUGAAAUGUACAUCUCAGCCUAGGGCUAUCUGUAGGGCCUACCAAGUCCUAUAGUUGUGCCUAACAUCCUGUACUAGAAAAAGUAACAAUUAUUCUGGUAUUUAUUAUAGAAUUCCCUGAAAGUGAUUGUUCAAUUAAAAUUUCCAUAUGCAACAGAAAUCUUUUUUUAAAUAAAAGCACAUUUUGCUUUAAAUAAUAUCUCAAUGUAUGAUGUAGUGGUUUAAUGUGAUAAUGAAUUUUAAUUGGUAAAAGGCCUAUUUUGCUUCAUCUACUUCUGAGUAUAAUUCUGAAAAAAAAAUUAAAUCCAAGUUGGAUAAAAUAAGGUUUGCCCUAGAAAGGCAUGGACUAUUAUGUUUAAAUAGUCAAACUGAAAACUAGGGUCAGACUACAGAUAAAGAGCUAGAAUCAUGGUUCUCCCCCCCAAUACACACUUCUCUUAACUUGCUAUCAACUGCCCAAUAUAAAGGGCAUGUCACUCCCUUCAUUUUCAGCUCUGUGGGAGAAAUGACCCUCACCAUCAACCGAUAUCGAAUUAUUCUGCAUUUGAUUUUAGGCUUUUCCAAACUGCAGCUGUCCAGGCAUGUUUCAACUCUUAUUCGGCCAUGAAGCCCACAUCUGAACCUAUCUUCACAGAGUUAUUAUAAAACUGGUUGAGGAAGUCAUCUCAACUCCUUGGAAAAACGGAUUAUACAUGAGAUAUAUAUUAUUUAGUACUUUGCUUAAAUGCCACGAAACAUAAAUUUCGAUCCUUAAUCUUGAAAACAGUUUAGAAAAAUAAGAAAUCUAAAACAUUCCCAUCAUUGUUCGCAACUUAACAAUAGCAGCAUAAUUUUCUGUCAUAGUGUUGCAAGCAUCAAUGUACUAUCUAUAUUUCGCAACCCGAGGACCUUCUCCAUUAAGUUAUUCCUUCGGAUCUGGACCGUGCGCCCGUGUCUUCCACAAAGAUGGGUGUGGUUACUUCUUAUACUUCCAGGCGCAUUCGUGGAAGAUACAUAGAUGCGUGCGCACAUCUAUACAUUAUUUCUCGGUGUAAGAUCAUCAUCAUACUCUACAGUUUCCCCUCUAAUACCGUAACUAUUUAGUAGGAUUCUUAAAAGGGACAGGAUGGCGGAGGCACCUAGAAGAUGAACGCGGUUUUCAAGCGAACACAAGGAAACAAUGCUCGGGCGAUCUUGCGACAAGGUUGCAGACGUGAUCUCCAAACUAAGCAACCGCCCUUCUCUUUCCUCCUCCCACCUCCGUUUCCAGCUUUAUGUCUUCCAGACAGAGCCGCAUUUGCUGUCCACGCCGGGAUCGAGCGCUUUCCAACACCUCAUCUUCGCCCAGCACUCCUUUCCUCAGCACAGCCCCGCUCACCAGAUGCUCGCCUGGAGAGGGAAGAGGACAGGCGCCGCGCGGCUCAAGGGCCGUUCCUCCCCCUCUGCAGCUGCUUUGAGUCCCGCGCAGCAGCAGCGCGCUUAGCAAAGCCGGCGCUUAAGCGCAGCCUCCAGCGCCAGCCUGGGCACAGGCCGCUCGCUUCUUCACCCCGGGAGGCACUCAGCAACCUCGCACGCUACGUCCCACCUUCUGCUCUCUGCCAUUGGGCGGCAGAAGAACUUGCGUAGUUGCCGUUGGCUACUAGAGACGUCGCUCCGCGCAGGGUGGGGAAAGAACUCGCCAGGCACUUGGGCGCCGCUGGGCAGGAGACUAAAGUCUUUCUGCUUGCUUGAGCGCCUUCGGAUGGGCUGCUGGUCUUCUUUCCCAUUUCCCGUUUCAGGCCAACAGCUGAGGGAAGCGGCGGCAAAGCGGCGGUCUCAGUUAAAGGCUUGGCGGCGGCACCAGCUGGAGGAGGCGAGGGGAGUGGGAGCAGGCGAAGGAAAGGGCGAAGCGAGAACUUUGUUGGGAGGGCGAGGCUGCUGGCUUAUCCGGGAGACGCUUUGAGGGGCUGCUGGAGGUUGAGUUAGACGGCGCCUCGCCCAGGUCUCUUGGGAGCAGGUCGCUUGUGUAGCUCUCGCUCUCCGGGAGGAGGCGACAACAGCGAUAGCAGCUGCCUAGAGCUCCUCGAGUGCCGCCGGACGCGCCGGAGACUAGCCGAGCACGAUCCGGGAUCCAUCCCUUCGCCUCGCCCGAGGCAAGCGAUGCUUCCAGGGAACACUCGCCGGUUCCAGUGACUUAAUCGAAGCUUCAGAGAAGGGCAGCCGCGGUACGGAGCGAAAGGAGGCGAAUGCUCAGCCUUGUGCUGCUCUCUUCCCCCCAGUCUUUACUGCCGGAGAUGGUGCCCGCCCCGGGAUUAGUUUAAAGCCUUCUCUUCAGCCCCGCUUUUGUGGAGGUGAGCUGGAGGGACCUACGCCACCUACUCCGAGAACCGGCAGGCUCUGGCGUGGGACGCGUUGCUUAGUGCCGCGCCUAACCCAGCCGAUCCCCCUUUCUCUGUGGGAAAACGAUAAUCCUGUAAUCCCAACUCCGGAGUCUUCUCUAGCAGUGUAAAACGAAAACAACCGUCUGGAGAAUGUCAUCCUCAAGCAGAUUUAAGAAGGACAAAGAGAUCGUAGCCGAGUACGAAAGUCAAGUGAAAGAAAGUCACAAAAGGUGAUCACAUGACUCUGGGACACUGCAGCCAUCAUAAAUGUGAGUCAGUUAUCAAGGAUCUGAAUGUAAAUCAUGUGACGAUGGGGAUGCUACAAUGGAUAAAUUCGAGCUCAGCUAAUAGAACAACAAAAAUGCCUGGAGCAGCAAACUGAGAUGAGAGUGCAGCUUCUUCAAGACUUGCAAGAUUUCUUUCGUAAAAAGGCAGAAAUAGAAACAGAAUAUUCACGCAGUCUUGAAAAGUUAGCUGAAAGAUUCAUGGCAAAAACAAGAAGUACUAAAGAUCAUCAACAGUACAAGAAAGACCAGAAUCUGUUAUCUCCAGUAAAUUGUUGGUAUUUACUACUCAACCAAGUAAGAAGAGAAAGCAAAGACCAUGCGACACUGAGCGAUAUCUACUUGAACAAUGUCAUCAUGCGUUUUAUGCAGAUAAGUGAAGAUUCCACCAGAGUUUUCAAGAAGAGCAAAGAAAUUGCAUUCCAGCUUCAUGAGGAUUUAAUGAGGGUUCUUAAUGAGCUUUACACGGUUAUGAAAACAUACCAUAUGUAUCAUUCUGAGAGCAUCAGUGCAGAAAGUAAAUUGAAAGAAGCUGAAAAGCAAGAAGAAAAACAAAUUGGAAGAUCAGGAGAUCCUGUUUUUCACAUUCGAUUGGAGGAAAGACACCAAAGACGGAGUUCAGUGAAGAAAAUUGAAAAAAUGAAGGAAAAACGUCAAGCAAAAUACUCUGAAAACAAACUGAAAUCUAUUAAAGCCAGAAAUGAAUAUCUGCUAACCCUUGAAGCAACAAAUGCCUCUGUUUUCAAAUAUUAUAUUCAUGACCUUUCAGAUCUGAUUGAUUGUUGCGAUCUUGGAUACCAUGCAAGCCUGAACAGAGCCUUAAGAACAUAUCUCUCUGCAGAAUAUAACCUUGAAACUUCACGACACGAGGGCUUGGACAUCAUUGAAAAUGCUGUUGACAAUCUGGAGCCCCGAAGUGACAAGCAGAGAUUCAUGGAAAUGUAUCCUACAGCCUUCUGUCCUCCAAUGAAAUUUGAGUUUCAGCCCCAUAUGGGUGAUGAGGUUUCUCAAGUUAGUGCCCAACAGCCAGUUCAAGGAGAACUCGUGCUUCGAUAUCAGCAACUUCAGUCUCGACUAACAACAUUGAAAAUUGAAAAUGAAGAGGUUAAAAAGACGACAGAAGCUACUUCACAGACAAUACAAGACAUGGUCUCCAUUGAAGACUAUGAUGUUUCUGAAUGCUUCCAGCACAGUCGUUCGACUGAGUCUGUGAAGUCAACAGUUUCUGAGACCUACCUGAGCAAGCCUAGCAUAGCUAAAAGAAGAGCUAACCAGCAGGAAACUGAACAGUUCUAUUUCAUGAAAUUCAGAGAGUACCUGGAAGGAAGCAAUCUUAUUACAAAGCUUCAGGCAAAACAUGAUUCACUGCAGCGAACACUUGGAGAAGGUCAUAGGGCAGAAUAUAUGACUACAAGCCGAGGACGAAGGAAUUCACACACCAGAUAUCAGGACUCAGGACAAAUAAUCCCCCUCAUUGUAGAAAGCUGUAUCCGAUUUAUCAAUUUAUAUGGACUUCAACACCAGGGCAUUUUCAGGGUGUCGGGCUCUCAGGUGGAGGUUAAUGAUAUUAAAAAUUCAUUCGAAAGAGGUGAAAAUCCUUUGGCAGAUGACCAAAGUAACCAUGAUAUUAACUCAGUUGCUGGAGUACUGAAGCUCUAUUUCCGAGGGCUGGAGAAUCCUAUUUUUCCUAAGGAAAGGUUUAAUGAUCUUAUUUCUUGUGUCAGAACAGAAAAUCUCUAUGAGAGAGCUCUUCACAUACGUAAACUUUUGCUGACAUUGCCCAGAUCUGUCCUUAUCUUACUGAGAUAUCUUUUUGCCUUCCUCAGUCACCUUUCUCAGUACAGUGAUGAAAAUAUGAUGGAUCCUUAUAACCUGGCCAUUUGUUUUGGCCCAACAUUGAUGCCAAUUCCAGAUAUACAAGAACAAGUGUCAUGCCAGGCUCAUGUAAAUGAAAUCAUCAAAACCAUUAUUAUUCACCAGGAGAUCAUUUUCCCAGAUAGCAAAGAAUUAGAUGGUCCAGUAUAUGAAAAAUGUAUGGCAGGUGAUGACUACUGUGACAGCCCUUAUAGUGAACAUGGUACCUUAGAAGAAGUGGAUCUGGAUGCUGGGGCAGAAGUACACACUAGUGACGAUGAAUGUGAUCCAAUAGAAGCUAUAGCCAAGUUUGACUAUAUUGGAAGAUCUGCACGAGAACUCUCUUUUAAGAAAGGGGCCUCACUGCUUUUAUAUCAUCGAGCUUCUGAUGAUUGGUGGGAAGGAAGACAUAAUGGAAUUGAUGGCCUUGUACCCCACCAAUAUAUAGUGGUUCAAGAUAUGGAUGAUACAUUCUCAGAUACACUGAGCCAAAAAGCAGAUAGUGAAACCAGCAGUGGGCCAGUACUUGAAGACAAAUCUUCUUCCAAAGAUAUGAGUUCACCAACAGAUUUGAAUUCUGAAGUAUAUCUAGGAAGGCAGCGCAAGAGAUCUGAACUUCCACUUUCUGGCAGACGUCCUGGCAGGACCAGUGAUGGACACUGUCCAGUUCAUACACCACAUGGCCUUACUAAUUCUUCAAUGGAAUUAGUUUCCCCCAGUAUGGCAAGCCACUCUACUUCUCGAGCUGCCCUUCAGAACCAUAGCCUCACAACUGAUAGCCCAGAAAGGAGACGGAAGCCUGGCCACAGCAGCCUCACCAAUAUUAGUAGACAUGAAUCUCUGAAAAAAAGUGACAGCCCUGCAAUUAGAAGAUCAACCUCAUCUGGCCAGUAUCCUGUUUUCAAUGACCACAAACCACUUGACCCAGAGUCAAUUGCUCAGGAUAUUGAAGAGACAAUGAAUACGGCUCUAAAUGAACUUCGGGAACUGGAACGCCAGAGUUCUGCAAAACAUGCUCCAGAUGUUGUCCUUGAUACCUUAGAACAAAUGAAGAAUUCUCCCACCAGCACCACCUCAACAGAAUCUUUGAGUCCUCUUCACAAUAUCCUGUUAAGAAAUGCCGAGCCUCAGAUUCGCCGUAGCACUAGUUCUUCCAGUGAUACUAUGAGUACCUUCAAGCCCAUGAUGACACCAAGAAUGGGGGUGCAGCUAAAGCCACCUGCACUGAGACCAAAGCCAAUAGUUCUUCCAAAAACAAACCCAAGCAUAGGCCCCUCUUCUCCUUCCCAAGGCCCAGCUGACAAGUCUUGCACGAUGUAGAACCCAAGAAACCAAGUGCGGAGUGAACUACCAAAAGAAUGUAUCCAUGAUAGUUGUCUGAAUUACAAUAUAUUAUUAGUUUAUAUUUAGAAAGGGAGAGAUUUGUUUUUUAAAAUGUUAAAGUCUUGAGCUACCUACUUUAACAUGGGUAUUUAAUAGGAGUUGGGUUCAAUUUUUAAACUGGAACAUUCAGUGUCUACUUUUGCAAUAUAUGCUUAACACAGUUAAAGACUCAGUGAGUGCAUUUUUACAGCAUGCUGAGCUGGAUUAGAUUGGGUUGGGAGGAUGUAGUUUAGCACAUUUCACAAACCCAGCCUAUUUGGUUAGUUUAUGAUCCAGUGUAUCGCAAAAAGGAAAAUUACAUGUAUCGUGUAUGCCAUUUUAAAGCAACAGGAAUACACACAUUUACUUGAAAUCUCCACACUGCACUUUUUCUGAUGAAGACACCAUAGUCACUGCCAGCAUCACACUAAUUUAACAAUAUAUAUUUGAGUGUGGUUUAAGACUUCACAAAGAAUUAUGGUAAUUUGAAAUGAAUUUGUUAAGAAAUAGGGUUUAUUUUUAGUGCUGCCUGGUUCCAGUUAAUUUUUCAGAAGGUCUGAGGCUGUGUUUUAAGAAUUACUAAGCAGCCUGUCAAAGUCAAUGCAGAAAGGAGACUCACCUUGACAUUGCCUUCUGUAGUAGCUAUUCAGUAUGCAUGUGACAGUCCUAGUGUAGUUCACUGACAGGAUAUGAGGAAUUAAAUUGCUUCUAGGAAAUAGCAGUUUUCUAAACCAGUGGAAGUCUGUGGUCAGAAUGACAAUUGCAGUCUUCCUCUGGUUGAUAUCCAGCAGACACCUUCACCAGGCUGGCCAGGAAUACUGAGAAUUGUGUUCUGACUCUAUUGAAGAAAGUGGGUUGUUUCUAAUGCUUCCACUCAGGCCAAUUGCAGUGCAAUAAAACUAGACAUUAGCCACUGAAUCUGCUUGCUAUCAGUUCAGCUCAAAAACUGUUUACAUUCCUAAGAGCCACUUGUCUGGACAAGUUUUAAUUAAUCAAUAAUCUGUAGCAAAACAUUCCUGGACAGCUGCAAACUAAAUGAGUAACUUGUUAAUACUUUAGAUUAUGAAACACUGCAUACAGAUGAAUUGUGUUAUGUUUUUUGUUAGUUUAUUUAAAUUGAAUUAUCUCUUUUUCAACUGGAAUAGCUCCUUCAGUUAAGGCAAGAGUUUAUUCACAGGGCAAAACAUUGUUUUCUACUGUACUACAAUCUGAAUAAAAUGGGUCAAAACUAUUUUUUUUCUAAUUAUGUCAGUAUCUUUUUCAUGUGUGAGUGAAUGCUCUCAACUGGCAUAAUGCUACAUCAUUAGGAACUUUUCUGUUAUAUGUGACCUGUCUUGACAACUCUUGCACAAACCAACACUUAAGCCAUGUCCUUUCUCUGAAUGUUUUAUAGCUUACCUUUGCACUCUAAAGGAGAGUCUAUUGUUUGUCAUUAAUUAAAAGUAACAAAAAAAUAAUAAAACAGUCUAGGGAAAAGGGGGGUAGGGAAGGAGUCAGUUUAUAUCCAUUGACACAUAUAAAAUUGAAACCAAAUACUUAUUUUCACAUAGCUGUUGUCACAAUAGAAAUUUGCAGUUCUUCCAGUUGAACAUUUUUCUCUUAUACUAUAUGAAAUUCCAAAAUAUAGAAGACUAGCUAAUAUGUGAAAACACUUGUUAUUGCAUAAUAUUUGAAAGGCAUUGUUCCCUGCUACUAAGUGAAGUUAAUUCAUUUUGUUAAGUGAUCAUAAAUGCUAAAACUCAUUAAAUUAUGUUUAGCUAAGAAGUUCACAAAAGUUGCUGUUUCCUAAUGUAUUGAAAAUCAGCUGCUCAAUAGUUAUUUCUGAUCUAUUGUUAAGUAUUAUAUUUUGUAAAACUUGCAAGCCUAUUUUUGGGGACCAAUUUUUGUGUGCCCCAGAUGAUGUAGUUAAUAGCUAUUUAGCAAACAAAAUUAGAAAUUAAUGAUAUUCAUUAAUGUGAGACAAAGAAUCCACUUAGGGAUAUUCAGCUAUGAUAUGCUGAAUUAUAUUUUUUGCCCUCAAUUGAUUGAAACAAUAGAGCUUUCAUAUUUUUGAAUGCGGUCACCAAAAUGAACUAUGACAUGUCUCUACCCUAGAAACUUAACUAAGACCACACAUUCAAUAUUGAGGCUUCAGCUAAUAUAAAACUUGUGAAACAUGACAGUGACCGUGUAAGGUUGAGAAUUGUUUGCUUAACUAGACCAAAUCUGAGACUGUGGGACAAACUUGAAAAUGUCAGCUUUCUUUUAAGUGCAUUCUAGCCUAGUGAUUGUUGUUAUUAACAGGCCAUAUAUGGUGUAACAAAGGUGGGUGCCUGUAUCUUGAAAGUGCAUAAGGAAAUUCUGUAUGUCUGAAUAUAACUCUACUGGCUUCCAUACUGCUUAUAUUAGAAAUUGUUCAGUGAAGAAAACUAUUACGAACAGUGAGUUUAGUGAAUGUUUCCAGUUAGAACAUUCACUUGAGUUAAAAUGUGUGUAGUUUGAUGGUAUGUUGUAGCUACUUCAAGUAUAGUAAGUGGAUAUGUAAAGGGAAAUGGAUACAACUACAGGCAUAGUGAAGGCUAAAUGCCUCUGUACUAAUCAAGUCAGUAUUGUCCUUGACUGUCAGUUAGAUAGAUUGCAGUACUGGUAGCUUCCUGCUUGUUGACUGUUACCUAAUUGUGUCAAUGUACAUCUGUAAGUAUGUACAUGUGAAAGUGCCUUUACAUUUUUAGAGAAGCUGCUUUGGCUUAGCUUCUUAUACUAUUGCAUUUUCAUUUUCAUGUUCUGUUGUUUUUGUCCUGCUGCAUUCCCACAACAUUACUUCCAUUCUGGAAAAAAAAAAGGAAUUACAAUUGCACAGUCCUGGAAGAAAAAAAGAAAAUGUACUGUUAAGCUGUUGUGACAAUGCACUUUGAUGUAUAGUACUGUACAUUUUGGCAUGUACCAUAUACUUUCAAAAUUGUUUCUCAUAGUGUAACUUUAUAAUAAAUAAGGAUA